Messenger RNA from Aaosphaeria arxii CBS 175.79, 1304 nucleotides. RefSeq names its product carbohydrate phosphatase. NCBI's taxonomy places the organism in Eukaryota, Fungi, Ascomycota, Dothideomycetes, Pleosporales. The coding region runs from base 224 to 1294 and encodes 356 amino acids. The transcript has a single exon. The record is from RefSeq and is a predicted model, not a curated record. Gene Ontology annotation, biological process: sulfate assimilation. Gene Ontology annotation, molecular function: 3'(2'),5'-bisphosphate nucleotidase activity.
GUUCAAUGGUAUUCUUUAAUGCGGGAUGACUAGGAUGUUUGAUCAGUGCGAUGAACGGAUGUUUUUCAUCCUUGGAUGCAUUGCUUCGUCUUCGAGAGUCGCCGCGUUUAAGUCGUGGAUAUCUCCAUGCGUGCGCUCCAUGGACUUUUUUUUCAUGACUUCCCACUAGUACUUUGAGUUGCGGAAGGCCUACUCCUUUCAAAAGAUCAAGAUUCACAUCAUCAUGGCAGUCUAUAACUACGAACGUGAACGACAAGUUGCCGAGCGUGCAGUUCUGUGGGCCUCUAUCCUCACAAAGCAAGUUCAAUCCAGCGUCAGACACACCUUCAAAAGCGACAGUUCGGUAGUCACAAUCGCCGAUUUUGCUGUCCAAGCUAUGAUCAUAGCAAUGCUACGGGAUGCUUUUCCAGGCGACAGGUUCCUGGGCGAGGAAGAUUCCGGCCCUCUUAGAGCCAACGAAGGAUUGUGUCAGGCGGUUUGGGGCCUUUUAAAAGUCGCGAGCAAGGACGGGAUUCUGCCAAACAGUCAAUCGAAUGGACCAACAUCGAUAGAAGAGAUGCUGGAGUUGAUCGACCUUGGAGGACAAGAAGAAGGCGGCAGUGACGGCCGUAUCUGGGUUAUGGAUCCGAUUGAUGGUACAGCUACAUUCCUCAAGGGUCAGCAAUACGCCGUGUCGCUGACGCUCCUUGAUCACGGCGAGGAAGCAGUUGGCGUUCUAGGAUGCCCCAAUAUCAGCAGCGACAUGACACAGAUCUCGGAAGAGAACAUCAACGACGACGACUUUGGUGUAAUGUUGACGGCAGUUCGAAAUCAAGGUGCGACAAUGCAGACCAUGUCACCCACAGGCCUCGAGAACUUGUGUCUAUUGAAGCCCAUCGCCAGCAACAAGCCCAGCAAGGUCCGCAUCGUCGAUUGCGCUGACUGCAAAGUUACCCGGCACGAUGCCACUCGGAGGCUGGCGAACAACUACAACACCCGCUUCCCACAUACCGAAUUGUGGUCAGCUCACAUGCGCUACGCUGCGUUGAUUCUUGGCAUGGCCAACGUUUUGUUCUGGGUUCCUGCUGAAGCGGAAUCAAAAGUGCACAUUUGGGAUCAUGCUGGGUCGCAACUCAUCUUCAGAGAGGUCGGGGGGAAGAUAACAGACUUGGACGGGAAGCCUGUCGAUCUUGGGGCGGGGAGAGACCUCAAUCGAAAUAGAGGACUGGUUGCUGCAAGGGCGGAUAUUCAUCAGGAUCUCUUCCUGGCUAUGCGCAAUGCUCUGGCACAUUGUGACCGCAAUGACUCGGAUUAACGGUUUUUGU